Molecule: messenger RNA, 1696 nt
Organism: Olea europaea var. sylvestris
Lineage: Eukaryota; Viridiplantae; Streptophyta; Magnoliopsida; Lamiales; Oleaceae
Product: 5'-3' exoribonuclease 3-like
Exons: 12
Coding region: 1-1593 (530 amino acids)
Biological process (GO): nuclear-transcribed mRNA catabolic process
Cellular component (GO): nucleus
Molecular function (GO): zinc ion binding; 5'-3' RNA exonuclease activity; RNA binding
Source: RefSeq, a predicted model, not a curated record
AUGGGAGUUCCGGCGUUUUACCGGUGGCUGGCAGAGAAGUAUCCUAUGGUGGUUGUGGAUGCGAUAGAGGAAGAGCCGGUAGUUAUUGAAGGCGUUAAGAUCCCGCUGGAUACGAGUAAACCGAAUCCGAACAACAUUGAGUAUGAUAAUUUGUAUCUGGAUAUGAAUGGAAUUAUUCACCCCUGCUUUCACCCUGAAGACCGCCCAUCACCAACUACUUUUGAUGAGGUGUUUCAAUGCAUGUUUGACUAUAUAGAUAGGCUUUUCGUGAUGGUUCGGCCACGAAAACUGCUAUUCAUGGCUAUUGAUGGCGUUGCACCAAGGGCUAAGAUGAAUCAACAACGGUCAAGGCGAUUCAGAGCAGCCAAAGAUGCAGCAGAAUCAGCAGCUGAAGAGGAAAGGUUACGAGCGGAGUUUGAAAGAGAAGGCAGGAAUCUUCCACCCAAACAGGAAUCGCAAGUUUUUGAUUCCAACGUCAUUACUCCCGGAACACCAUUUAUGGCUGUUCUAUCUAUUGCUCUGCAAUAUUACAUCCAUCUUAGACUAAACAAUGAUCCUGGAUGGAAAAAUAUUAAGGUUAUACUUUCUGAUGCGAAUGUUCCUGGUGAAGGGGAACACAAAAUCAUGUCAUACGUCCGCCUUCAAAGGAAUCUUCCUGGUUAUGAUCCAAAUACCCGCCAUUGUCUGUAUGGUUUGGAUGCUGAUUUGAUCAUGUUGGCUUUGGCCACCCAUGAAGUUCAUUUCUCAAUACUUAGAGAGGUUGUAUUUAUGCCUGGCCAACAAGACAAAUGUUUUCUAUGUGGUCAAAUGGGUCACUUUGCUUCAGAUUGUGAAGGAAAAGCAAAACGAAAGGCGGGGGAGUUUGAUGAAAAAGGUGACGACGAUGUCGUGCCUAAAAAACCAUACCAGUUCCUCAACAUUUGGACUCUUCGAGAAUAUAUAGAAUAUGAGAUGAGGAUUCCUAAUCUGCCAUUUCAGAUUGAUUUAGAGUGUAUUAUUGAUGAUUUCAUCUUCAUGUGUUUCUUUGUUGGCAAUGACUUUUUGCCACAUAUGCCUACACUGGAGAUUCGUGAGGGUGCAAUUAACUUGUUAAUGGCUGUUUACAAGAAGGAACUCAGGGUUAUGGGUGGUUAUUUGACAGACGGAUGCAAGCCAAACCUAAGCAGGGUGGAGCACUUCAUUCAAGCUGUGGGAUCAUUUGAAGACAAAAUAUUUCAGAAAAGGGCUAGAUUGCAUCAGAGACAAGCUGAAAGAAUUAAGCGUGAAUCUAAUUCAAAAAGGGGAGAUGAUACUGAACCUCAAGUUAAACCUCAAUCUUUAGUUCCAGUUGCCCGUUUCCAUGGUUCUCGUCUUGCUUCUGGUCCUUCACCUUCACCCUAUCAGAGGAAAGGUUCUUCAACUUCUCUUGGACACGAUGAACUGGGUCAAGCUACCCCAAGUCAAUCUGGAAAAUUUGAUAAUAAACAAACCUAUGUCCGGGCUCAGAAAACAGCACGUGUAGAUUCAGGGGCAACUAUAGGCGCUGCCAUUGUUGAAGCUGAGAAUAGCCUUGAAAUUGAAGUAUGUUUUCCUGCUUCGGGAGAGGCACUUUAAUGCACGUGAAAACAAAGAAGAACUGAAAGUGAAGCUUAAGGAGUCACUUCGUGGAAAGUCUGAUGCAUUUAAUUCAGAUAAUCAAGAGGAAGACAAGGUUUAA